Molecule: messenger RNA, 1500 nt
Organism: Penicillium daleae
Lineage: Eukaryota; Fungi; Ascomycota; Eurotiomycetes; Eurotiales; Aspergillaceae
Product: MFS transporter
Exons: 5
Coding region: 1-1500 (499 amino acids)
Biological process (GO): transmembrane transport
Molecular function (GO): transmembrane transporter activity
Source: RefSeq, a predicted model, not a curated record
AUGAGCUCCCCCAGGACACCCGAGGACGCUCUAUCCUCUCAGUCACCGCCAACAACAGAUACCAUUUCCAAGGGAAAUGCUGUUGCGCCAGAUCCAAACGAUGUAUUUUGGGAUGGUGACGACGAUCGAUCAAAUCCCAAGAACUGGAGCGUUGUACGACGAUGGUCCCAUAUUGUCAUGAUUUCGCUUCUGACCUUUAUCACGUAUGUGGCAGGUCCCAUUGUCAAACCGUUUCCCCCGCUCCCAGACGUAAUGAAAUCGCUUCACUCCGAUAACUCAGAACUUGAAUCUUUCGUUGUUUCAAUUUAUGUCAUUGGAUUUGCGGUGGGGCCACUGCUUGUGGCGCCGCUGUCUGAACUUUAUGGUCGCGCGAUUGUGUACAAUGUCUCGAAUGUCAUCUUCCUCGGAGCGACGAUCGGAUGUGCUCUUAGCACAGAUGUAGGAAUGUUUCUCGCGUUUCGUCUACUUUGCGGUUGUGCCGGAGCUUCGCCUCUUGCGCUAGGUGGAGGCUCGAUUAGCGACAUGAUGGAGCCUGAACGGAUGGGAACUGCCAUGGCUAUAUGGGGUCUGGGCUCGUUGGCGCCACCGGUAUUCUCUCCUAUUGCUGGUGGAUAUCUUAGCCAAGGCGCAGGAUGGAGGUGGAUCUUCUGGGUGAUUGCCAUUCCAAUGGGUAUUCUCACAGCCGUAUCUCCUUUUUUAAUCCAGGAAAGCUAUGCUCCGGUCCUUUUGGAGCGCAAAGCAGAGCGUCUACGCAAGGAAACAGGCAAUCAUCAGUUAAAAUCACGCCUGGACAGACAACUAUCUCAGAAAAGACUCGUUGUUGACACUCUCAUCCGGCCUCCCCGAAUUCUUUUCACAUCACCGAUUGUGAUGCUCCUUGCAGUAGACACUGCCAUAGUUUAUGGGUACCAGUAUCUGGUCUUCACAACACUUUCAUACAUCUUCCAAGAUCAAUACCAUCUAUCAACGGGUCUAUCAGGACUUGUAUAUUUGGGCAAUGGAAUUGGGACAGUCCUAGGAAUUUUCAUCAUCGGCUAUGCAUCUGACAAAGUCACCGAGCGAAGAAAAAAAGGGGCUUUAAAUCCAGAUGAAACCCUCCCGCCAGAAGGCUGGCUCUGGCCCAUGCUCCCUUCAGGCUUCCUAGUCCCUGCAGGUCUAUUCUGGUACGGCUGGUCACUGCAAAGAAACGCAUUUCCGAUAGUACCCCUCGUGGGACUAGGUGUAUUUGGGUUCGCCAUGAUGGGCAUCUUCCAGCCAGUGCAGAUCUACGUGGUGAACGCAUUUGGAAAGCAUGCUGCGUCUGCCAUGGCAGCGACUGCCGUGCUGCGAAGCCUAGUAGGUGCUUUGUUGCCUCUUGGAGGACAGAGAAUGUAUGAUGCUCUGGGUAUGGGGUGGGGGAAUAGUCUGCUGGCAUUUAUUUCCUUGGGACUUGUGCCAGUUCCAUUUUUGAUGAUGAAAUAUGGAGCUCGCCUGCGAAGACGGGAUCCAAAUCUGAGAUAA